Molecule: messenger RNA, 986 nt
Organism: Morus notabilis
Lineage: Eukaryota; Viridiplantae; Streptophyta; Magnoliopsida; Rosales; Moraceae
Product: ycf20-like protein
Exons: 2
Coding region: 198-665 (155 amino acids)
Source: RefSeq, a predicted model, not a curated record
UUUUUCCUUUUCCUCCCACUCUCUCUCUAACUCUUCUCUUCUGCUCUUCACGGAAGCAUAACCGAAGGUUUCUUUCCUUGGCUUCACCACCAAGAGCUUCCCACUGAGUAGAAGGCCAAUUUCUGCACCGAAUCUUUUUGGAGCCAGGAGAUAUUGAGGAUAGGCAUUCUGGUUGAUUUUGGUAGUGGAAUAUUAGAAUGAUACAUGCUGCGAGUUUGUCCUCUUCGGGGCUCUGCACAUUUGGCUUGAGACCUCAAGCAACAGGGUCGAGUGGAAAAUUUGGAGACUUCUCUAUACAAUCCUCACCUGGGCGUUUUCGCGUUCGAGCUGUGCAAGAGAAUGGAGGGCCUAGGAGACUGGUUGAUAUUAUCAGAGUUGUGCCUGAGCUCUCAAGAAACUAUUUUCAAAGUCCCUCUCGGAGGGCUCUCUUUGGGGGAAUCUCUUUGCUCGGAGGCUUCUAUGUUGCACAGACGAUCUCUCUGUCUUUUGGGGCUUUAGGAGUGAAUGAUGUUAUAGCCGCGGUGUUGUGCGUCCUCCUGACUGAGUACGUUACGAAGUUCUACUACAGCCGCCCGAAAAUAACAUUUCCUGUUGCUCUUCUUAACAAUUUCAAGAUGGGAUUUACGUAUGGUCUCUUCAUUGAUGCUUUUAAGCUGGCAAGUUAGCACCAUUUGAGGUACACUUAACAGUCUUUACAAAAGACCAUCUGAAUUUUUGAAUCUGUGAUCUUCCUAAUGUUCAUAUAUAGUCCUUCUGCAGUAUAUUGUUGAGCCUUCUCAAAUUCCGCUUUCAUUUUUCAAGCAAAUUGCAACAUGUAUAUUCUACCGUGUAAAUGGAUAUUGUUAUAUAACUUGAACUUCUGAGUUUUGGACGAAAGCUGAUAAUCACUCAAUUAUUUAUUUUAAGUCCUUUUGAUGAAAUCCCACCAUAAUAUGCCUAAGUGAUAUUUUGAAGUUUUGAACUUGAGCAAUGGGGGAAUUUGGAUU